Sorghum bicolor (sorghum) is the source of this 1877-nucleotide messenger RNA. Its product is annotated as auxin-responsive protein IAA20. The transcript has 4 exons. Lineage: Eukaryota; Viridiplantae; Streptophyta; Magnoliopsida; Poales; Poaceae. Gene Ontology annotation, cellular component: nucleus. Gene Ontology annotation, molecular function: protein binding. The coding region runs from base 632 to 1240 and encodes 202 amino acids. Gene Ontology annotation, biological process: regulation of DNA-templated transcription. The record is from RefSeq and is a predicted model, not a curated record.
CACUACCCAUGCCGUGUCGCGGAACGGCAGAAGCAGAACCACCCCCACCCCGGCCACCCGGCCACAAACCCCACCACGAAACCCCGUCCCGGCCGGGGUGCGCGCGCGCGAGGGGGCCGGGGGACGGGCCGCCGGCAGCGAACGGGGCCGUGUGCUCGUGUCUGUCCGCGCUCGGCAACGAGGCGGCCCGCGCUGCCGCGCCGCGCGGCGGCAGGCGGACAGCGCGCCCGCGGCUGGGUCCCCUGGACACCCGACACCCUGUCGGCCCCUUGUUUACCCACCCCUGUCCCCAGAUCUCAUCUGCCCCCACUGCCGACGCCGCCGCCCGGAUCGGUCGAUCCCCACGCACGCACACACAUCCGCAUGUGCGCCGCUGCACCACGUAUAUAUACCCAUCGUCAUCCUCUCAUCAAUCGAUCGCGUUACGGUCUGCUCAUGCUCGAGCUCCAGCCUAGCAGGAUUUUGCUGUGCUGUGCGUGCUCUCCUUCUCCGUGCGCCUUCCAGUCUGUCUCACACUACUAGCUUGGAUCGAUCCAUCGAUCGAAGUGGGUGUGUCAGUGUCAGCUGGCGCGGUGACCACGCAUAUGAGCGCACGCAGCGCGGAGCUGAUCAAGGGAAAGUGAUCGAUCGGAUGGAGCUGGAGCUCGGGCUCGCGCUGCCAAACCCGUACCAGUCGCCGAUGGCCGCCGGCGGGGAGCUCGUCGGUCUGCUCAGCGGCUCGGCGGGCGCGUGCGGGAAGAAGAGGGUGUUCGGCGACGCGUUCGGGGCCGCCGCCAAGGCCACGCUUCUUCCGCUCUUCGUGCACGAGGAUGGUGACGGCGGCAGCGGCGACCACGACGAUGUCGACCAUGAUCCAAGCAACAAGAAGAAGAGGCUGGUUGGGUGGCCGCCGGUGAAGUGCGCGCGCAGGCGGAGCUGCGGCGGCGGCGGUGGUUACGUGAAGGUCAAGAUGGAAGGGGUGGCCAUCGGGCGGAAGGUGGACGUGUCCCUCCACGGCUCGUACCAGGAGCUGCUCCGCACGCUCGAGCGCAUGUUCCCCUCGGCUAACCAACAAGGUGCAGGUGCAGAUGCAGGUCAUGCAGAAGAAGAGGAGGUGGUGGCCUCGCACGCAGAGCGCCGCCGUCGCCAUCCGUACGUGGUCACCUACGAGGACGGCGAAGGGGACUGGUUGCUCGUCGGAGAUGAUGUGCCGUGGGAGGUCUUUGUGAAGUCAGUGAAGCGGCUCAAGAUACUUGCGUAGCCGAUGGACGGCGUCCGCAGGCACGCACGGCAGCGACGUGUAGUCUCACUACUUACCAGUAGCAGUAUAGUACUCCUGGGCGUCAUCUGCGAAUGGCUUAGCUCACUCAAUAAUUCAGCGUGAACGUUGUGUCUGUCCUGUGUGUGCACGUAGACGUAGUAGUCUCCUAAGCUUUUGUUGGUGGUUUCAACUUUCAGAGCAUGAUGACGAAAGAACUGGUUAGCUGCUGUCAUCACGUUUAAUUGGUUCAUCUUUGGGUCAUGUUACGGUUUCGCUGGCGUCAGACCAUGACGAGUUAGUUUCUUGUCAGUCGUCGUGGUCAGUGACGAAUCUAGGAAAAUAUUUAGAGAAUGCUUCUGGUACCUUAAGAUAACUUAAGCUCUUUUUUAAAGAACAUCAAUAAUAAAAAUUUAUAGGAUGAGCUAAAGGGGACUACAUGGGUUCUACCGCCGUAGGGGGGCUGAAGCCCUACCAGCCCCACCGUUGGCUCCGUCGCUGGUCGUGGUCGUCUGUGUGGUCGUCUAGGUCUAAGCAUACUGCUAUCUCAAGUUACUUUUGAUUUCCAUCGCAUGGGUAAUUCAUAUACUAUGUGUGAUGACUAAUAUGAUACUGUAUUUGACUUUUCCUUUGUAAGAUA